AAAAAAUCGUGCUAUUCAACAGCCUCGUCUUCCUCCGCCUCUCCGCACAACUCGCGGCUCUCCGCCUCCUCCUCCUCGUCCCCCCGCUUGCGGUGGCCUCUCUCGGUAGAUCCAGGGUCAGGUUCGCGGCGCCGGCGGCCGUGGGGAACGAAGACGAGGGGGGCGGAAUCCGCGGGCGUGAGGCGGAGAGGAUGGGGAACCCGCAUGGCGGCCUCGACGAGCAGAUCGAGCAGCUCUUGCAGUGCAAGCCCCUGGCCGAGCCCGAGCUGAGAGCACUGUGUGGGAAAGCUAAAGAGGUUUUGAUGGAGGAAAGCAAUGUUCAGCCUGUGAGAAGUCCUGUCACAAUAUGUGGUGAUAUUCAUGGUCAGUUUCAUGAUCUUGCGGAACUAUUCCGAAUUGGUGGGAAGUGUCCUGAUACAAAUUACCUAUUUAUGGGAGAUUACGUGGACCGUGGUUACUAUUCUGUUGAAACUGUAUCGCUUCUGGUGGCUUUGAAAGUUCGUUAUCCACAUCGAAUUACAAUUCUUAGAGGAAAUCAUGAGAGCCGGCAGAUUACUCAAGUUUAUGGAUUUUAUGACGAGUGCUUACGGAAGUACGGAAGUGCUACUGUAUGGAAAACAUUCACAGAUCUUUUCGACUAUUUCCCGUUGACAGCAUUGGUCGAGUCCGAAAUAUUUUGCCUGCAUGGUGGACUAUCACCAUCCAUCGAGACACUUGAUAACGUUCGUAGCUUUGAUCGUAUCCAAGAAGUUCCUCAUGAGGGGCCCAUGUGUGAUCUUCUAUGGUCUGAUCCUGAUGACCGAUGUGGUUGGGGCAUCUCACCACGUGGCGCCGGAUAUACUUUUGGCCAGGAUAUUUCAGAGCAAUUUAACCAUACCAAUAACCUUAGGCUAAUAGCAAGAGCUCAUCAGUUAGUUAUGGAGGGAUUCAAUUGGGCACAUGAGCAAAAGGUUGUGACAAUAUUCAGUGCACCUAACUACUGUUACCGUUGUGGUAACAUGGCCUCAAUCUUGGAGGUAGAUGAUUGCAGGGAGCAUACUUUCAUCCAGUUUGAGCCUGCCCCAAGGAGAGGAGAGCCUGAUGUGACUCGAAGAACGCCUGACUAUUUCUUGUAAAUAUAGCACUAGGUUGCUUUGGGCAGCAAAUGAAAAGUGUGUUAUAGUUAGAUGCGUCGUGUGUUGUGCUAAAUAUUUUUUUUUGGUUAUCACUAUUUGCUUCAGUUCUUCUGUUGUAUUCACUUGGUCGUAAUCCGCUCUCGUCUGUUGGGCUCAGGGGUCUCAUGCAGAAACUUAAUUCUUGUUUAGUUAGCUGUGUAGUAACAUGCAACAAUGGCAUUUCUUUUGUUAACGGUGUCGACAGUUAGACUCGUGUAAUUUAAAAUAUAAUGUUUUGCGACAAUUUCCAUCAAGUGUGAAAA
Messenger RNA from Brachypodium distachyon (stiff brome), 1417 nucleotides. Its product is annotated as serine/threonine-protein phosphatase PP2A-2 catalytic subunit. Gene Ontology annotation, cellular component: cytosol. Gene Ontology annotation, biological process: peptidyl-serine dephosphorylation; mitotic cell cycle. Gene Ontology annotation, molecular function: protein serine/threonine phosphatase activity. The record is from RefSeq and is a predicted model, not a curated record. The transcript has 11 exons. The coding region runs from base 192 to 1115 and encodes 307 amino acids. Lineage: Eukaryota; Viridiplantae; Streptophyta; Magnoliopsida; Poales; Poaceae.